Messenger RNA from Bombyx mori (domestic silkworm), 4121 nucleotides. Its product is annotated as actin-binding protein IPP. The record is from RefSeq and is a predicted model, not a curated record. The transcript has 10 exons. The coding region runs from base 159 to 1955 and encodes 598 amino acids. Lineage: Eukaryota; Metazoa; Arthropoda; Insecta; Lepidoptera; Bombycidae. Gene Ontology annotation, molecular function: protein binding.
GAAUGUCAACGUCAUUAAAUUUGCAGUUCGGAAAUUGUUGUUGUCUGUCCUAAACACUGCAAACUGUGCACGUUUGUCAAUUAGUUUGUCUAGAAUGUUUUAUUUUGAAGUGAAGUCAUCGCCAGCAUAAUAUAUACAUCAAGAUGUUUAUGUACUAAAUGAUAACACUAAUUGGCACAAACACAAGUUAUAGUUCAAACUUAAAUACCCUGAAAAACAUUUCAAUGGCUGUGGAAGGAGCUCGGCCUUAUAAAUUUACGGAUUACUGUCGUAAAAUAUCUGUAAAUUUACAAAAUUUUAAGAAAGAUGGUAGAUUUUGUGAUGUUGUUUUAAUAUCAGGAGAAAUCCAGAUAGAGGCACAUCGUGUAGUUCUAGCUGCUAGUUGUGCUUAUUUUGAUGCCAUGUUCAGUGUUGGGUUAGAGGAAAGUCAGAAAAAUCAUGUUUCACUGCCAAGUGUGCCACCUAAUAUUUUGCCAAUAAUUAUUGACUUCAUAUACUCAGGUGAAAUAUUGAUAGAUAAAAUAAAUGUACAACCACUGUUGAUUGCAGCUGAUAUGCUUCAACUCAAAGAACUAAUUGUUGGCUGUACUGAAUACUUGAAGGGUGAACUGCAUAACACAAAUGCUCUUGGAAUUUUUAGAUUUGCUGAAGCUCAUAAUUGUACUGAUUUGGCACAUGAAGCACUGGAACAUGCGCUAGGAAACUGGAAACACAUAGCCCAUGGAGAUGAAUUACUGGACUUACCAUUUCAACAUCUAAUAACAAUAUUAUCUUCAGAACAAUUAACUGUCGAUUCGGAAGCACAAGUCUUAUAUUCCGCUUUGAGAUGGCUGGAACACGAUCCCGCUGCCCGAAGACGUCACUGCUUCGAAGUGCUCGCGCACGUGAGGCUCCCUUUGAUCGCACCGCAUAUCUUAGACGAAGCCGUGAAAAGCCUACAAGACCCUUCUAUUGCGGUGGCUUUAAAAACUGCAGGAGUUGAUAUGAAGACAGGUCGGGGCGCGCUGGUGCCGCUGGGCGCGGAGCCGCGGGCGAAGGCUCGUCGCGUGAUGCUGGUGGUGGGCGGCAGCAGUCGGCACUCCGGCACGCACCCGCCCCUCGCGUCCGACGACAUACUCUCCUCCGUGCUUAAAUUCGAUCUACAUAAAAGAGAAUGGGAGGAACUAGCCCCGAUGGAAAUACCUCGAAUACAGCCCGGCGUGGUUACGUUGAACGGCUGCGUGUAUGCCGUUGGUGGCGAACAGGGCAGUAAGAUCUUAGCGAACGGCGAGGUCUACGAACCUCAAACCAACACAUGGUCAAGUAUAUCGCCGAUGAAAGAAGCUCGCUGUGAAUUCGGCCUCACCGCUUGGAAAGGCUGUCUGUACGCGUUCGGCGGCUGGGUGGGCUCGGAUAUGGGAGCUUCCGUUGAGGUGUACGAUCCGCUCUCCGAUGAGUGGACGAUAAUCGGGAAAAUGCCAGAACCGCGUUUCGGAAUGGGAGUUGUCAAUUAUCAAGGUAUAAUAUACAUAGUGGGAGGGUGUACUCCCACGUGGCGGUACACGCGCGACCUGCUCAGCUACAACCCGAGUACGGGCGCGUGGUGCUCCCUGGCCAACAUGAAGCACGCCCGCAACCAGGUCACGGCCGUGGUGCUCGACCACCACCUCUACGUCAUCGGCGGCAACGCGCCCGGCCCGACCGUCUUGUCUUCCGUCGAGAGAUACAGCUUCGAAAAUGAAUCGUGGGAGGAAGUGUCCCAGAUGCGGUCGGCGCGGGCGGGGUGCGCGGCGGGCGCGGCGCACGGCGUGCUGGUGGCGGCGGGCGGCAACAGCGAGCACUCCGCCGACCGCGCCUUCUACCGCGCGCUCGUCACGCUGGCGUCCGUCGAGGUGUACGAGCCGCGCGACAACUGCUGGCGCGAGGCAGCGCCGCUGCCGCACGGCCUGGCUGAGGCCGGCGCCGCGCUCCUCUGACCUCCGCUCAAACUCUUUGUUCCUAAUCUUCCGUUGCUCUGUUGCGACAGAGCCGCGCGUGUCUUGCGAUUACACAAAGGACUAUGUUUACAAUUUUUAAAUCGCUUAUGAUAUUUCUACUGAAGGAAUAUAUUCAUUCAGAAAUGGAGACGUUUGGUGCCGAAUAUUUAAGUUAAUGCACGCUAUUUAGAAAAGACUAACAAAUAAAAAUGAAUCCCGCGGACUUGAAAAAUAUUUAUUCAACGGUCAUUGCGAAUCUCAUUUGUAAGAUUAAAUGUUUGUGGGCUAAGAGAUUUAGUGUUUUGAGAAUAUUAAAAGCUCGAACGAUGUCGAUGGUCGGUUGGUCCAUUUAAAACUUAAUAUUAUGUAUAUCACAAAUUUCCAAAAAAAUAUCCUUCCCAAAAAUAUAAGUUAUCUGUUAUGAUAUUUAAGUAAGAAUGAUGCUGUUGGUAUAUUAUUGAAACAUUUUUUACUUUUCUUAAUAUCGUUUUGUCGUCGUGAGAGGGAACAAAUAUUUCUAUUUUUAUAAAGAAAUAUUUUGUUUAAACACUUAAUUAAAUAAUUUUAUAAGUUUAGUCCCUAAAAUUGAUUUUAAACGACAUUAUUAUUUUAAUUUAGUUAUUCACUGAUAGGCACAUGGAAACCACAUACAGUACAAAUUGAUGGGUUCUAACAAUAAAAUAAGAGCAGCACCAGGAUGCUUGAUCUUUAUUGAAUUUAGUUUUUCGUCCCUCAAAGUGGCCAAACGCCCCGUUUCAACUUACGACUUACCUAACCAAGAUAAUUGGAACUAUAUACUUUGAAACAUAAAAAUGAAGUAUCAAUUUCAUUGGUAAAUCGGUCUUUCAAAAUGAAACUCAGGGUUGCUUCGCUUACAUGUUCACAAUGUUAGUACAGUACUUAAAAUUUUAAUUAGAUGGUUAAGUUAAAUAUAUUUGUAUUCCGCUACUGCAGGCAGGUGAGCCGAAAUUGAGUAGUAGCUAGUAAAGACCGCGAUCGGGUGCCCGUUGUUCAUUUUUCUAAUUCUUAGAGAGACUAACGAUUAAUGUUAAAAUACUCUGGUAUGAACAAUCGUUUCCACCAUAACCACAUCAGCCGGCAAAUUGUCGGGAUGUAUGCUUUUUAAUUCUUUAUUGUUUAUGUCUUUUUUUUGUUAUGAACUGUUGAGUAUUUCUGACCUGAAUUUACAAAAAUGUAGUUCGGGUCCAAGGGUACGCCUAAAUAUCAGUGUAGCCAAAUGUUAAAAAAUGUAUGAAUUAAGCACUUCGAAAAAUAUGUAUUUUGUGCAAACUUUGCUUAUAUUGACAACUCUAUUAAAAGGCUUUCUAUUAAUUACAACAGUUAAUGUUUAAGUAGCAUUUUAACUUUGAAAAUUAAUAAUAAAAAUUUGAAAAGUGUCUUCAAAAAUAACACUUGAAUUUGUAGAUGAAGAACAUAAAGUCUUACUAUCGGACUUUAACCGCUAUUUCUGACACAAGUAUAAUCCAACGCGAUUUACCUACGUUAGAUCAUUUUAUUUCUAAAUUAGCUUUUAUUGACAUAGUAUUCAUAACUGUACUACAUAUAUCUAUUACUCAGCAAUAAUUCCUUCUCUGCCAUUCCUCUCACCUUACCUGAUCUCAAAUGGGUACAUAAUGACAUUCAAAAUGGAAUCAAAAAAGGAUUCGCAACAUUUUAUAAAACCCGGAAAGUUUUAUAAAAUCAUGCAACACUGUUUAUUCCAGAAAAAUGUGCCCGAGAGUUAUAGAAACUAUAGACAUUACCGUGGUGUCAAAAAUAUCUUCUAUAGAGAAAAAUGCGGAAACUGCAUUUUUCGAAUAACUCAUUUGACUGAUUUUUCUUUAAGUAACGCUUUCUGAAAUUGAAUGGUGGGUUGUCUGUAGUUAUAAAUCAUAAUUUUUUUUUAUAAUGUUGUUCGAAUAGCUAGGCUAGCGUUGCCCCAUUUUUUUAAAAGAAUGAAAUAUGGUCUCUGUAUGAUUUGUAACUACAGAGAAAGAAUUUGAAAGUAUUCGUAUUUAAAUAUAAUAAUAAUAUAAAAAUAAAAUUUUGCAACUUUUAUAUUAUAUACACAUAAAUAAUAUUUGAUAUAUAUAGAUGAUAUUGUUAAAGGUUUUUCAAGGAUUAAAUUGGGUGAUAUUACAAUAAUUAAAUGAUUUUCACAACAAA